AUGUAUUCUGAUGCCGCAACUAGUCAAAAGGGAUAUGUAAUUGGGAUAGUAUUAGUAGCUCAUGAAGAUGCUUAUUUUGCCAUUGUAGUGAAGUUUCAUUUCCCAGUGACAAACAAUGUGGAAGAAUAUGAAGCAUGCAUCGGAGGAAUGGAAGCUUUACUUAACCUGGGACUUAAAGAAGUAGAAAUUCAUAGGGACUCUACUUUAGUGAUUACACAAGCACAAGGGAAAAGGAGGACUAAGGAUGAGAAGCUAAAGCCGUAUCAGGAGUACUUGGAGGAGUUGGCAAAAUUCUUUGACAAAGUCACAUACACUUUCUUCCCAAGAGCCCAAAAUCAGUUUCCAGAUGCUCUGGCCACAUUAGCUUCCAUGAUAGAAUUUCCUAAAGGAGCGACAGUGAAACCAUUUGUGUUCGAACAGAGGGAUAGGCCCUCCUACUAUAGUAAUUUGGUCGUCACUGAUCUAGACGCAGGGGAAUUACCUAGGUACACCGACAUAUGGAAUUUCAUAGAGCGAAGGGAAUAG
Ricinus communis (castor bean) is the source of this 525-nucleotide messenger RNA. RefSeq lists its product as uncharacterized. Lineage: Eukaryota; Viridiplantae; Streptophyta; Magnoliopsida; Malpighiales; Euphorbiaceae. Gene Ontology annotation, molecular function: nucleic acid binding; RNA-DNA hybrid ribonuclease activity. The transcript has a single exon. The record is from RefSeq and is a predicted model, not a curated record. Bases 1 to 525 code for a protein of 174 amino acids.